AUGGAAAAAGCGACUCGAUCCAAGGGCGUGUCCAUGGACAUCUCGGUGCAGACUUUACCCGACCUCAGUACACUGGAGGUACAAAUAGGUGAGCUCCGCCUGUCGUCUGACGGCACGUGGCUUUAUCUGCUGCAAGUGACGUGCAGUCGUAGCCACUGGCAGGUAGUCAAGCGUUACAGCGAGAUUCGUGAGCUGUGGCUUGAGCUCUGUAAGACACUGGGGACGGGCGACACGCAGCGUCUAUGCGCCGAGCACAUUCACUUUCUUGCUGGCUUUGAGCAGGAGGUGUUCCCUAAGAAGCACCUGCUGCUGACGCAGCACAAGCUCGAAGCGCGUGCCAGCAAACUGAACCAGUUCUUCCUCAAGCUUGCUAUGCGAUUGAACUUGUGCAGGCCGCGGGAGCUGCAGAUGUGCCGCGUGCGCGGCUGUCCGCUUCUGGAGCUUAUUGCGGGCUUCUUUGUGGUGGACGCGGAGCAGGUGAAGAGCUGCGCCUUGACACACUCUUCACGCAGCAUCUCGUUGCAACCUGACAGGCAGCACAAUCAAUUGUUUACAGACAAGAGAAAAGUUUCAAUGAGUGUUCGGCUUGGUGUGGGCGUGAAGUUUUUGCGUCGAGUCUCGUUUGGAUUUAAGGAUCAGCGUGGCGUCGUGGCUGCUCUGGCUCAGUGA
Molecule: messenger RNA, 669 nt
Organism: Peronospora matthiolae
Lineage: Eukaryota; Oomycota; Peronosporomycetes; Peronosporales; Peronosporaceae
Source: the annotation of a GenBank genome assembly